GGUUAUGAUGAUCAAUUGAUGUAAAUUCAGGUACCGGCCCCAGGAGUAUGGGUCUGGUGUUGGUGCGAGCGUGGAUAUUAAAAUUAAACAGUAAUGCCUGCAGGAGGAUAUAAAGGCUGAGGGUUCGCAGCAGAGCUGUUACUCUCCAAGCCAAGUAACCAUUUAUUUUUUGCACAGGUGGAAUUCGCGGGACAUAGCAAUCGAAAUGAAGGUGCCGCUGUCACUUAUUCUACCGGCUGUUGCUGCCGCAACAUCCUCGUCACCCUCUGUAACGAUUGAUGCUGGUGUCCUUCAGGGCGGACGAUGUGAUGGACAGAGCGCAGUUUAUUAUAAGGCAAUUCCCUAUGCCGAGCCGCCAGUUGGAGCACUUCGCUUCGAGCCCCCAACGGCCUUGAAGCAAUUCUCUGGAGGAAAACUCAAUGCAACCACUUCAGCUCCUACCUGCCUUCAAUUCUCAGAUGACUUUACUCCUAAAUUAUUUACAUCCGAAGAUUGUCUUUACCUCGACGUCUGGGUCCCAAGUGAUGCUACCAGUGACUCAAAGCUUCCAGUCAAAGUUUGGAUAUAUGGUGGCUCUGAGACGGAGGGCUCUAUCUCAGACCCCCUAUACGAUGGUUGCAACACUGCGGACCAUGGUGCGAUUCUAGUCUCGAUCAAUUAUAGACUCGGACCCCUAGGUUUCCUGGCCCUCAACAGUGCUGGCCUGUAUGGUAAUCAAGGAAUUCAAGAUCUUCUUUUGGGGUUACAGUGGGUUCAAGACAAUAUUGAAGCAUUUGGGGGUGACCCGAAAAAGGUGGUUCUAUUCGGGCAGUCAGCCGGUGCUGAGAACGCAUAUGUUAUUGCCUCUCUCCCCCAGGCAUCUUCUCUCAUCAAGAGUGCUGUCUCGGAAUCCGGCGGGGGUAGGAGUCUCGUCUCUAAUGCAAGUGUCCAAAGUGUCGGGGCGUCAUAUGCUCGAGCUCUUCAAUGCGACACUAGUGAUAAAGCUUGUCUUCAGUCUAAGAAUGCUACUGAGUUAGGCAACGCAUACACAUCCGAUUCUUUCCUAUAUGAAGGAAUUGGGUAUUUCGGCGCUCUCGGUGUCACUAGUCCCGGAUCACAUUCUUUCUAUCCUUAUGUAGAUGGCAAUGUCAUCCCUGAAGACCCUUACAAUAGCGGAGUAAAUGUCCCCACGGUCUUUGGAUCUACUUCUUUUGUACGUCCGACUAAUCAGGGAAAACCUAAAGAUAAGAACGAAGGCUUAGUUUAUGCCGUCCAAUGGGCCCUCUCAGGCAACAACACUGCAUCGCCAUCGGCAUACUCGGAUUUCCUCCGCAAAAACUUCGGUAGUGCCGCUUCGCUUGUUGGAAAAUACUAUAAUCUAUCUGCAUUCGAAGCUGCCAUUGGUAAUGCAUCUUCCAGUGGCGUCCUACCUAUCUCCAACACCGGGCUUGCCGUCCUUGCUGCCAUGACAGCCAUUAUAACGGACUCCACGUACAGGUGCCCAGCGUACUAUGGUGCAGCACAAGGCACACGCAAGAAUAUCGCGACCUGGACAUAUGAAUUCACCCACAAUUCGACUUGUAUGUGGCUAGAUACAAUCGAUCAGAAGUAUACUGCCUAUUUCGGUGCUAUUCACACCGCUGAAAUUCCAUUCGUCUUCGGUAAUCUAGACAAUAGUUAUCUUCCUAACGGGACUUGCAAUUCCACGGCCACUGAGUAUCAGCUCAGCGAGCAGAUUAUGGAUUUGUGGACGGCAGUCGCCGAGAACGCCGACCCGUCAACUGAUGCCAUCCAAUGGCCGCGAUUCCAGACAGCGAAGAACCUUUCGACUCCUGGGUUGAUCUUCGGAGAAUCGGCCGUGUCUGGGACAGUCGAUUACACAGGCUGUGACCUGUGGGAUCAAAUUAAUGCUUCGAUGAUGUCCAGCAAUGCUACAGCCACGGGAACACCGACUCCUAGCAGCCCAACGGCCUCGUCGACUACUGUCCCGACUAGCGGUGCAGCGCCGAUUUUGCCUACAACUGGAGGUCUUCUUGCUUUCAGUUUGGCCGUCAUGGGACUUGCCGGAUUGGUCUAACUGGUAGACACGGCAUUUAUUAGACAGUAUUGGUAGGAUAGAUUAAUCAAUACAUAUGUAAUCGACAUAAUAUAUUUUGAAGUUAAAGUUGUCUUGGCUUAAUUGAAAAAACAUCCAAGUGAUUGUGUAGACAAUAGGGUGUUGACAUGAGGUAAAAUGCAUCCAUGCAACACUUGAAGACUCGAUACGAUGGUAUUCAGA
Molecule: messenger RNA, 2257 nt
Organism: Talaromyces proteolyticus
Lineage: Eukaryota; Fungi; Ascomycota; Eurotiomycetes; Eurotiales; Trichocomaceae
Product: Carboxylesterase
Exons: 5
Coding region: 206-2056 (616 amino acids)
Source: RefSeq, a predicted model, not a curated record